AUGUACAACGACAAUGCUUUGGAGCUUUGGAACGAAUUGAAGGAGCGCUUUUCUCACACCAACAGUGUGCAUCUCUUCCAUAUUGAUCAAGAGAUUCAUGAUUGUGUACAAGGAGGCAUGAACAUUGGCGAAUACUACACCAAACUGAAGGGCUUAUGGGAUACACGAGAUGUGUUAUGUCCUCUCCCACCUUGUGAUAGUGAAACGACAAAGAAGUUACAUGAGUAUCAACAAAAGCAGCGAACCAUAAGAUUUCUCAUGGGACUUGACGGAACCUAUACGACGGCUCGUGGACAGAUUUUACUCAUAGAGCCUUUGCCUGCAAUGAACAAGGUAUUCUCCCUUAUUAUUCAAGAUGAAAAACAACGUUCCGUUUCUUCACAGAUGAUGGGAAAGACACCAGAUGCCGCUGCAUUCGCUGUCAAGGACGAAUCACAAAAGUCAAAUAGAAACCAUCCGCAAAGGAAUGCACAUCUCAAGUGUGAUCGCUGCAACAUCAUGGGACACUCCACCGAAAAUUGCCGAGCACAUCUCAAGUGUGAUUAUUGUGGCUUCAAGGGCCACACUAUUGAUGUUUGUCGGAAAUUAAAAAGGGCCACUUCUCAUGAAGACAAAAAGGGAAACUCGAGCUUUUCUUCCAAGGCUCACUAUGCAGAUUCCAAACUGAAUAAUGCUACAUCACUGCCAUCAUCCUACAGCCUUACAGCAGAAUAA
Messenger RNA from Morus notabilis, 714 nucleotides. RefSeq lists its product as uncharacterized. Gene Ontology annotation, molecular function: nucleic acid binding; zinc ion binding. Lineage: Eukaryota; Viridiplantae; Streptophyta; Magnoliopsida; Rosales; Moraceae. The record is from RefSeq and is a predicted model, not a curated record. The coding region runs from base 1 to 714 and encodes 237 amino acids. The transcript has a single exon.